AUGUUCACUUCCCCACGACGAUGGAUUUUCAUCGUCUCUCCACUCAUUACCCUCAGCCUGAUUUAUUACCUCUACCUCAACCCCCACGGCCACUCGGCCGCAGCCAAAAAUGCCGAACAUUCUAUCCACGCCGAGCAAGGCCAGAUCAUUAUCGAAGAACCGUCUCCUCCGACCAGUGACUCCGUCCCCAAGACACCCAAACCCACCAAGCAGGAGCUUGAGGAGAACCAGUGUGGCCACGUUCGCCGAGAUAUGGAUGAUAUCUUUGUUGUCUUGAAGACGGGCGCCACUGAGUCUCAACAAAAGGUCCCCGUGCAGCUCCGCACCACCCUUCAAUGUGUCCCCAACUACGCCAUCUUCUCCGACUACGAGGAAACUAUCAGCGGCGUGCCAACCUACGAUGUCCUCAGCAACGUGACCGAAGCAACCAUGAACAGCGAGCCCGAGUUCAACAUCUACCACCGUUUGCAACAGGUUGGCCGGGAAGGCCUCACCGAUGAAGAAUGGGGUGACCACGAGAACGGUCCCUUCGGAAAGACCAACAAUCCCGGAUGGAAGCUGGACAAGUGGAAGUUCUUGCCCAUGAUCGAUGGGGCAUUGGAAGCGAUGCCGGAUGCCAAGUGGUACAUCUUUAUCGAGGCCGAUACUUAUGUCGUGUGGCCCAACCUGAUCAACUGGCUGAACCACCUGGACCACACUCGAAGCUAUUACAUCGGAAGCCCUAUGCAAAUCGGCGAUAUCCUGUUUGCUUAUGGAGGCUCUGGCGUUAUUCUCUCCGCCGAGGCAAUGAAGCGUCUUCAAACAUACCGCUCCGAACACCAAGCCGAGCUGGAGAAGAUGACCGCCGAUGAGUGGGCUGGAGACUGCGUCCUCGCGCGGGCCUUUGACCAAAUCAAAAUCCCACUCACCUGGGCCUGGCCCAUGAUGCUGACCACUCGACCCUGGGAGAUUGACCACUUCUCCGAGGGUUACGGUCGCCAGCCCUGGUGUUACCCAGCUGUUUCAUACCACCGUAUGACCCCUCGAGACAUCGAGGAGAUGUGGCGAUUCGACCGGACAUGGUUCAGAAGUGGCAAGAAUGCUCUUCUCCUCCACGCCGAUGUAUACCGUGAAUUCAUUCACAACGGUAGCCUCGCUGGACGCGAUGAUUGGGACAACAUGUCACCCAUUGAUAUAAUCUUCGAUGAACCCACCAAACCCUCGCUGGAGAGCUGCCACCAAGCCUGCACGCAGAACAAGGAGUGUCUGCAAUAUACCUGGAACCAGAAGGAGAAUACUUGCAAGCACGCCUCAACGACCUUCCACGGCGCUGCAAGCAAUGGCACAUACUCCGGCUGGAUGACCCAUCGUGUGCAGAAGCUUCUGCGAAACUUCCAGUCAUCUUGUCCACAAGUCGAAUACAUCUUUUGA
Messenger RNA from Penicillium cosmopolitanum, 1410 nucleotides. RefSeq lists its product as uncharacterized. The transcript has a single exon. Bases 1 to 1410 code for a protein of 469 amino acids. Gene Ontology annotation, molecular function: glycosyltransferase activity. NCBI's taxonomy places the organism in Eukaryota, Fungi, Ascomycota, Eurotiomycetes, Eurotiales, Aspergillaceae. The record is from RefSeq and is a predicted model, not a curated record. Gene Ontology annotation, cellular component: membrane.